AUGCUGGGCAUGUACGUGCCGGACCGCUUCUCGCUCCGGGCGUCCCGCGUGCAGGACGGGAUGGGGCUCUUCACGGCCCGCAGGGUCGCCAAGGGCGAGAAGUUCGGGCCAUUUGCCGGCGAGAAGCGGAGGCCGGAGGAGCUGGACGAGCACAUGGACUACCGGCUCAUGUGGGAGGUCCGCGGGAGCCGGGGCGAGGUCCUGUACGUGCUGGACGCCACCAACCCGCGCCACGCCAACUGGCUGCGCUUCGUGCACGAGGCCCCGUCGCAGGAGCAGAAGAACCUGGCCGCCAUCCAGGAAGGAGAGAACAUCUUCUACUUGGCGGUUGAUGACAUUGAGUCGGACACGGAGCUGCUCAUCGGCUACCUGGACAGCGACAUGGAGGCGGACGAGGAGGAGCUGACGGCCCCGGACGGGGGCGGCCCCCUCACUCCCGGGGAGUCUGCACCCGGCAGGACAGGCUGCCGUGGCUGCGGCGAGGACCACACAUGCCCCCAGUGCGAGUCCAGCUUCCCCAGCGCGGAGGUCCUGGCCGAGCACCUGCACACGCUGCACCGCACGCCCGACGGGGACAAGGAGUUCAAGUGCAAGCCCUGCGGGAAGACCUUCCCCGUGCGGCAGGCCCUGCAGCGACAUGCUCUCCAGUGCCCGGCCAGGGGCAGCCUGAAGGACUCCUCCCCCGGCAGCUUCCAGUGCUCCGUCUGCAGUGCGCCCUUCAGCUCGGCGCCCAGCUGCGAGCAGCACCAGGCGGCCUGCAGGAGCAAAGCCAGGUUCCUGUGCAAGGCCGGCAGCUGCGGGAAGAGGCUCAAGAGCCGGGAGGCCCUGAGGAGGCACCAGGAGAACGUUCACGCGGGAGACCCUAAGAAAAAGCUCGUCUGUUCCGUGUGCAAUAAGAAGUGUUCUUCAGCGGCCAGCCUGCAGGAGCACAGGAAGGUCCAUGAGAUAUUUAAUUGUCAGGAGUGUAUGAAGAAAUUCAUUUCGGCGAACCAGCUGAAACGCCACAUGAUCACCCACUCAGAGACGCGGCCUUACCGCUGUGAGAUCUGCAGCAAGACCUUCAAGCGGCUGGACCAGGUGGGCGCGCACCGGGUCAUCCACAGCGAGGACAAGCCCUACAAGUGCAGGCGCUGCGGCAAGGGCUUUGCCCUCCGGAACGUCUAUAAGAACCACAAGAAGACACACUCCGAGGAGCGGCCGUUCCAGUGCGAGGAAUGCAAGGCCCUGUUCCGGACCCCGUUCUCCCUGCACAGGCACCUGCUCAUCCACAACAGCGAGAGGACCUUCAAGUGCCACCACUGCGACGCGACCUUCAAGCGGAAGGACACGCUGAACGUGCACGUGCAGGUGGUGCACGAGCGGCACAAGAAGUACCGCUGCGAGCUGUGCGCCAAGGCCUUCGUCACGCCCUCCGUGCUGCGCAGCCACCGCAAGACACACACGGGGGAGAAGGAGAAGACCUGCCCGUACUGCGGCCAGAAGUUCGCCAGCAGCGGGACGCUCCGCGUGCACAUCCGUAGCCACACCGGCGAGCGCCCCUACCAGUGCCCGUACUGCGAGAAGGGCUUCAGCAAGAACGACGGGCUGAAGAUGCACAUCCGCACGCACACCCGGGAGAAGCCCUACAAGUGCUCAGACUGCAGCAAGGCCUUCAGCCAGAAGCGCGGGCUGGAUGAGCACCGGAGGACACACACCGGGGAGAAGCCCUUCCAGUGCGACGUGUGCGACCUGGCCUUCAGCCUCAAGAAGAUGCUGAUCCGACACAAGAUGACGCACAACCCCAACCGCCCGCUGGUGGAGUGCCAGUUCUGCCACAAGAAGUUCACGCGGAACGACUACCUCAAGGUGCACAUGGACAACAUCCACGGCGAGGCCGACAGCUGA
This is a messenger RNA of Pipistrellus nathusii (Nathusius's pipistrelle), 1884 nucleotides long. The record is from the annotation of a GenBank genome assembly. NCBI's taxonomy places the organism in Eukaryota, Metazoa, Chordata, Mammalia, Chiroptera, Vespertilionidae.